AUGGUGGGCUUCACCGGGACCUCCCCCUCUGAAGAUGAAGACGAUGAUUGUGUAGACACUGAAAUGGACAGGCUCCCAGAGGCCUCUGGAGCUGACUGGGAUGCCAAGGGCCUGGAGAUUGCCACAGUGGCUAGGUGGGACCCCGAGGCCUCGGGAGCACCCACCCUGUCCUGUUGCUCCACAGCAGCAGCUUUCUGUGGUCCUUCCCCUCUGCCUGAGGCCUCAGACAGCACUAUGACUCACUGCUCCCAUGAGCAGUGCCCCUACCAGCUCCUCUCUGGAGAGCCCCAUAUUUCUGAAGAGUUGCUGGGCCUGAAGUUUCGCAUCUCCCCAGAUGCCUUCUUACAAGUCAAUACAGCCGGGGCGGAGGUUCUGUACCAGACGAUUGGGGAAAUGAUCAGAGCUCAUAAGGACACCGUUCUGCUGGAUAUCUGCUGUGGAACUGGUGCAAUUGGUCUCUCUCUGGCUGAACAAGUCUCCAAAGUCAUUGGUGUUGAGGUGGUGGACCAGGCGGUGGAAGAUGCCAGGUGGAAUGCGGCAUUUAAUGGUGUCUCCAACUGUGAAUUCCACAGUGGCAAGGCAGAGGUCGUGUUGCCCCAAUUGCUGAUGUCCUGGCCAGAGACCCAACCUCUCACUGCCGUGGUGAACCCAUCCCGAGCUGGGCUCCAUUACCGCGUGGUGCGAGCCAUUCGAAACUGUGAGGCCAUCCGAAGACUGGUAUAUGUUUCUUGCAAGCCUGAAGGAGAAGCCAUGAGAAAUUUCCUUGAGUUUUGCUGCCCGCCGGAUACUGGGAAGAAGCUAAAGGGAGAGGCCUUUGCUCCUGUCUCGGCGGUUCCAGUAGAUCUCUUUCCUCACACGUCCCAUUGUGAGCUGCUCCUGCUUUUGGCCCGUUGAUUGCCCCUCCAGCAUUCCUGGAACAGCUGGAGAGAAAAGGCUGCAUUCCCUGAUGAAAUUGCUGUGACAGCUAUUGAGCCUCAACCACCACGGAAGAAAAACAAAACAAGUUAUUUGUGCUGUAAUGUUUCCACCUGCAUGAUUCUCGUGUCUCUUCUUCAGAUAUUGCUGUCACAGUUUCCUGUGUGAAUAAUCAGGAGGAAAUUUGUUUGACUGCUUUGCCGAUACACCCAUUCCUGCCCAUUUCGCAGGGGUGAGCUCGCUUCUGCUGCUUGGACACAUCUGUGCUACUCCGCCGUGCUUUUCCUAUUGUCAGAUCUCAUCCAGUGCAAACGGCUUAGACGAUGAUCUACAGAUGAAAUCAUCCCACAUUUGAUUGGUCCUUUUGGACCAAUGUAAGCAUUCCACUUGUCGAACCAAAGUGACUCAAGCCCUGAUAUGCAAAUCAAAUAAGCGUACACAUGGUUAUUAAAAUCAUCCAGGUCUGAUGGAUAAGGCGGAGUGCAUUCUGCAUCUGGCCCAAGGACAUUUACAACCACAGCUGGAUGCAGGUGGAAAAAUAUUACUUUGCAAGACUGUUAGGUUUUUCCCCCACAAACUUUUGCCCUUUUUCAAGUUGCCAUUCAUCUUUUCAUAGGCAGGCUUCAGAAUGAAGGAGUGGAUCAGAUUUAUAUGUAUUUUAUAUCUUUUGUGAGUUACACAUUAUAAAUUGUGGGCAAGGUUCGUUUUCCAGUAUGGGCUGAUGUUCCAGAAUUUAGUGAAGACUGAUAAUCUGUAUUAUUUAUUCCUGCUCUAUAUUUUUCUUAAUCACAUACGCUUUACUCCCAAACACACUACUAACUGAUGUCCCAUUGAAAUCAACAGGCUUACUUCCAAGUAAAAGAUAUAAGGGACUGUGCAAAUCGCACUGAAGUGGAUGGGAGCCUGAAUGUGCUGGGCCCUUGUGCAGAACAUGAAUCAACAUACUGGAAGAUAACUUGUUUAAAAAACUAACAUCCUGUCC
Molecule: messenger RNA, 1897 nt
Organism: Gekko japonicus
Lineage: Eukaryota; Metazoa; Chordata; Lepidosauria; Squamata; Gekkonidae
Gene: TRMT2B
Product: tRNA methyltransferase 2 homolog B
Exons: 8
Coding region: 1-894 (297 amino acids)
Biological process (GO): RNA processing
Molecular function (GO): RNA methyltransferase activity
Source: RefSeq, a predicted model, not a curated record